This is a messenger RNA of Pyricularia oryzae 70-15, 609 nucleotides long. RefSeq lists its product as uncharacterized. The record is from RefSeq and is a predicted model, not a curated record. NCBI's taxonomy places the organism in Eukaryota, Fungi, Ascomycota, Sordariomycetes, Magnaporthales, Pyriculariaceae. The transcript has 3 exons. Bases 1 to 609 code for a protein of 202 amino acids.
AUGGUUCACAUGGAGCUCGACGGGGUGGAGCCAUGGAAUCAGAAGUCGAUGGACUUUGUAAGGUCUCAUUUGGUUUGCGGUGAAGUUAGGCACGUCCGCCAUUAUCCCGAAACCUCGCCAGAGGAGGACACCAUCGGCGUCCUCUGGCGCGGGCCCCCUUUUCCCGCCCAAAGCAGCCAUGAGUGGCUGGAAGAGCGUGGAGUCGGGGGCAGUUGCCCAAGGAGUACCUUUGUCGACGGCAAGUAUUACACAAACGAUUCGGCCACUUUCCAAAAGCCUGAUGAACCACAUUAUUCUGGACCUUAUCGAUUGAGACCAUGUGUUGGUGAAACGCCAAUGAUGCUUCGACCGUAUUUUAUCGAUAUUCUUGUCAAAUGCGGCGACCGUCUAUCCGGAAAUAUAACAUUAAUGGCCCAACCGCCGCUUGCUGUCUUCAUCGGUGUUCAACUUUGGAGCCUUGCAGAAGAAGCAAGGGUUUACCUGCAAGAUUUUACCCCUGAAGCAUUCAAGAAGAUGCAGGACAACCUGGACAUCCUGCCGCGGCUGAUCGCAAACUAUUCCUUGACGGAUUUGAUGGCAGUCGACUUUCUCAAACAAACUGCCGAUUGA